Molecule: messenger RNA, 2325 nt
Organism: Lucilia sericata (common green bottle fly)
Lineage: Eukaryota; Metazoa; Arthropoda; Insecta; Diptera; Calliphoridae
Gene: Rsph4a
Product: radial spoke head protein 4 homolog A
Exons: 3
Coding region: 128-2305 (725 amino acids)
Biological process (GO): cilium assembly; axoneme assembly; cilium movement involved in cell motility
Cellular component (GO): radial spoke; axoneme
Source: RefSeq, a predicted model, not a curated record
CUUCCCUUUCCCUAAAAAUUUAUUACAAAAUAACUCUACAUAAUCUAGUACAAUUUCUUUCAAAAUUACAAUUUAUUUUAAAUCAAAACGAAAAAGUUUUCUUAACAAAAUAUAAUUAAAAAUCAACAUGGAUAUAGAUAAUAAUAUAUCAUGUGAUGAUUUUCUAUUACCAAAUACAUCCAGUACAAUUCCAACAGGCAUAGAUUACCCCUGUGCUAAGAAAGCUGAAAACAUCAAAAAUCCUUCAUUGCAAAAAUCACCAGGAAAAUGUGAACCUCCUCCAGGUCUUUAUAUGAUCAGCAGCAGUUCUUCUUCCUCAAUGUCGAGUGGCUUGAUGUCACAAGACUAUCGACCGACUAAAGAGCAACCAGUGAAGACACCAAAUAUUGCUUAUGAAUUAGCGGUAGCUAAAUCUAUAAUGCAGCAGUACUCCUCAAUAAGUGGCGAUAAUCUAUUUGAUCAUCUGUCCGAUGUUAUAAAACGUGUCAUUGAUGAACGUCCACCCAAUGUUAUUGAUUUCUUCGAAGAAUUUAGUCGUAAUGUACGUGAGCAAAAGUUUCACCUGCCAGAACGUUUUCCUCCUCAUGCAGUUUUCGAAGAAAAACGAAUGUAUAAGGUGGCGAAGAAACAAUUAAUAUCUAUGAAAUUGCCUUACCCCGAUGACUCAAUGAUCCAGGCUGCUGCUGAAGAUGAUCUGGAAGAAGAACAUGCUAAAACGGAAGAUAUAAAAUUGGAACUUAAGCAAGAACCGUUAGGGAAAUUUCUCACUUUCAAUGAACGAGUACAACAUUUACAAUUCUUUUGGAAUCAAUGUGGUUUCAGCAUUAGUAACGAAGAUAUUUUUCAAUUAGCCUGUUCUAUGAAUCGUUUACAAACCCAUCCCUCUAUAAUGCAGUGUCGUUUUUGGGGCGUGAUUAAUGGCUUAAAAGCUUCGUACUAUAUCGUUGAAGCCUCGCUAUCCAACGAAGAGUAUGAAUCUCGUUUACUGCAAAUGGAUAAGGAAAUUCAAGAGAAUCAACGACAAGACCAUAAAGAAAGUUUAACGUAUCAAAAACAAUUUUCACACAUUGGGCCCGAGUUGACACCUGGUGCUGUGGGCUGGGAAAACCAUCCAGAGGAGGAUUUAUUUAAAAUGAAAGCUCAUGGUGUCCCCAUACCUUUGGUGAAAGCUGUAGAAGUCUUUGAUAUUCCACCAGAACCUAUUGGCCAAGGUCUAAAUCGUUAUUCUUAUUUUGUGGUCAAUUCUUUAUCGAAUGAAUGGAUUGAGCUGCCAAUUGUGACACCAAAACAAAUUUCACUUUCUAGACAAAUUAAAAAAUUUCUAACGGGAGAUUUAGAAGCAGACUUCGUUUCAUAUCCUUGUUUUUGUGGCAAAGAAAAACACUAUUUAAGAGCAUUAAUAGCUCGUAUAACGGCUGGAACUUAUAUAGCUCCCAAGAAUUAUUAUCGUAAGAUGACAAAGAAGGAGAGACGUUUAUUUGAGGGCGUAGAUGACGAUGAAGCAGAGGACGAGGAAGAAGAAGAGGAGGAGGAAGAGAAUCAAAUGGAUGAAGAGGAAGAAAAUGAAGGAGAACCGGAUAACGAUAUUGUUUUAUUGAAAAAUGAAAAGUAUGAUUCAUCAAUACCACUCAACUCUUUAAACAAUACCGAAAAAUGGGUCCAUGUACGACCGAAUAUAUUGCAACAAGGACGAAUCGUUUGGUAUAAUGAGGAGAAAGCACAAAGAGAAAGAGAAAAAGAACGUAAACGUUUAGAAAAAUUACGUUUACAAGAAGAAUUGGGAGAAGAUGAAAGCGAGCACGAAGAAGAUGACGAAGAACCCGAGGGCGAAGAUGAAGAGUUAGAGGUACAGGCUGAAAAAGGACCAGCCAUAUUAACAUCUUGUUCUCGAGAUGUUAGCAGUGAAAUGUCAGUAGCUUGGACCGGACGUUUUACUAGUAAAUUUACCAAUCAAAAUGAACGUAUUCUUAUAAUGAAAUCAAACAUCUGGCCUGGAGCCUCAACCUUUAUCUAUAAAGAUCUGUGUGAGUCUAUAUAUUUGGGAUGGGGUCAUAAAUAUGUAUCACGUAAUAUGUCAUGGAAACAUAUGACCGCUAUAGCAGACGAAUAUCAACAUAAAACAGAAGAUUUUAUUGAAACCAUCGAUCCCAGUGUAGAAAUGGAAGAGGCUUAUCAAUUGAGUUUAUUAAAGAAAGAAUUAAAAUUUAAACAAAUAGAUGAUUAUGAGGAACAUGAAGCCAUAGAAUCAACAGAUGAUGAUAAAGAAGAUGAGGAUGAUGAUGACGAAGAUGAAGAGGAAGAAUAGUUAAAGCUAAUUUUUACAUA